This is a messenger RNA of Pelobates cultripes (western spadefoot toad), 163 nucleotides long. Lineage: Eukaryota; Metazoa; Chordata; Amphibia; Anura; Pelobatidae. The record is from the annotation of a GenBank genome assembly.
AUGUACUGCGUUAUUUGUACACCCCAUGGUAUGCAUGGGUGCAGUGAGGCUCGGGUACGGCUGUAUGAAAGUAAGGAAUUGCACUCACAGGACUGGUUGUACGGAUAUUCUAAAAAGGUGCCGUGGAAUUAUGCUGCUGCUUUUGCACAAAUGUGCUGUGGAG